AUGUCGGGUACAACUAACUUUACGUUGUACGUCUUCGGGGCGUCUUACUACUCGGUUCGGGUAGAGAUUGGAUUGGCCGAGAAAGGUAUAAACUAUGACUGUUGUACAAUAAACGGAUUCAUUUGUGAAAACUUGGAACCAUGGUACAUGAAAAUGAAUCCUACUGGAAAGGUACUUACACUGAUGCACGGCGAUAAGUCUGUCUGUGGAUCGGCAGCAAUAUUGAAGUAUUUGGAUGACGAAUUUCCAGAAACUGUGUCAUUAUACCCUGACAAGCAAUCUCCACUGUAUGAUCAAAUCAAACAGUUUGAAGAAUUGGUAGACAGUUAUUUUCUAGGAACUCUUGUUGGUGGAUGCUAUAAAUAUCCAAAAUAUGUUCCAAAAUUUGGAUUAUGGGAUCACAACUGCUGUAAAAACAUUUGGAUGGAAGUAUUCAAUGACAACUUCUCCUCGGCUGAUAUAUACCUCGUGGUAUUUCUGAAGAAAAUGGGCGCUAUUGGGUUCAGCUCUUACUGGGAGGACGGAAAGCACCCAUUUGUGGCGGAGUUCUUUAAGCGGUUGGAACAACGGCCAUCGGUAAAAGAGGUGUUCAAGGUAUAUGAUGACGAGGUUCGGAAGAUAAGAGAGUUUCAAAUCAAAGAAUAUUAA
Molecule: messenger RNA, 648 nt
Organism: Saccoglossus kowalevskii
Lineage: Eukaryota; Metazoa; Hemichordata; Enteropneusta; Harrimaniidae
Product: ganglioside-induced differentiation-associated protein 1-like
Source: RefSeq, a predicted model, not a curated record